Molecule: messenger RNA, 1962 nt
Organism: Cryptomeria japonica (Japanese cedar)
Lineage: Eukaryota; Viridiplantae; Streptophyta; Pinopsida; Cupressales; Cupressaceae
Product: sorting nexin 1
Exons: 11
Coding region: 316-1548 (410 amino acids)
Cellular component (GO): endosome
Molecular function (GO): phosphatidylinositol binding
Source: RefSeq, a predicted model, not a curated record
AUGCAUAAAAUGGCUAACCACGCCAUAAACCUGCGCUGCAUAAAACGAAAAGUACUUGAAGCUGCAGUUGUUUCAUUGAAUUGAAAAAAAUUUCCACCUUAAAAAGAAAAAUCAUUAUUUAAUCCACUCUCUUACAGGGCGUAUUUAAAAAAAAAACACAAUUCCGUCUAUCACUAAUCAUGUCAUAACUGUUCUUAUAUUCUGUGUAUUUUCUUACACGUUUUUGCGGGCAAGUUUGUAGAUCUGUAUUGGUAUCUGGGACAUUUGUAACCCUUUCACCUUUGCCAAAUUAAAGAAAAAAUCUGCACCAAAACCAUGAUCUCGAAGCAACGGAACUCUGUGGGAUCUUCAACGGCCCCCACAGGGCAGUCCUUUUUGUCAGUUACAGUAACUGAUCCUGUCAAGAUGGGCAAUGGAGUCCAGGCUUAUGUUUCAUAUCGUGUCAUUACUAAGACAAACAUGCCUGAGUAUCAAGCCCCAGAAUUUCAUGUAAUCAGAAGAUACAGUGACUUUGUUUGGUUGCAUGAGCGGCUUGCUGAAAAGAACAAGGGGAUUUUUAUCCCACCCCUUCCAGAAAAAAGUGCUGUAGAGAAGUUCCGUUUUAGUGCAGAGUUUAUUGAGCUGAGGCGCCGUGGAUUAGAUGUCUUUUUAAAUAGAAUAGCUUCUCAUCCACAACUGCGACAAAAUGAAGAUUUAAAGUUCUUCUUACAAGUGAAUGAAGAGGCAAUGGACCGAACUAGAUCUGUAGAGAGUACCAUCUUUGGAAAGAAGCCCAGUGACUUUAUUCAAAUAUUUAAGGAUGUACAAACAAGGGUUAGUGAUGCUGUACUUGGCAAGGAAAAGCCAGUUGAAGAGAGUGACCCUGAAUAUGAAAAGCUUAAACAUUACGUUUUUGAAUUGGAAGAUCACUUGUCCGAGGCCCAAAAACAAGCAUUUCGUUUGGUGAAAAGGCAUAGAGAGCUGGGUCAGUCCUUGGUUGAUUUUGGGAAAGCAAUCAAGCUACUUGGUGACUGUGAAGGAGGUUCACUUGGAAAAGCAUUUUCAGCACUCGGAUCUCAGUCAGAGAUGCUGUCAUUCAAACUGCAGAAAGAGGCACAGGAUCUUCUACUGAACUUUGAAGAACCACUUAAGGACUAUGUACGUACGGUGCAGUCUAUAAAGGCAACUAUAGUCGAUAGAGCUCAAGCGUUCAGACAACAAUGUGAAUUGACAGAGACAGCCAAAUUGAAAGAGAUCAAUGUAGAGAGAUUGAAAGCUACGAGACAGGAGAGCAAAGUCCCAGAGGCAGAAGCAGAAUACAGAGAUCUUAAAAUUCAGAGUGAAGAAGCAACUAAACGGUUAGAGUCAAUCAUAAAAUUAAUGAAUCAGGAGAUCAAAAGAUUUCAGGAAGAGAAAACUCUUGAUUUAGGUUUCGUUUUUCAUGAAUUUGCAAAAGGUCAGGCACAACUUGCAAAUGAUAUCGCUGAGGCUUGGCGGAGCCUUCUUCCCAAAUUAGAUGACUGCUCCCAAGAUUCCGAAGCUAAAGCAACCAUAGAUUCUUCAGAUUAAUCCCAACCAAAAGAUGAUGAAUUCAGUUGGAAAAUGAUUUUGUACUUGUAGUGCAUAACCAGUCUGUAAAUAAAGUGUUAGUCUGAUUUGAGUUACUGCAAUUCUUGAAUAUUUGAGGCCAACCUGGUUAGCAUGAUAGAUGUUCAUAUCAAAAUUUGUCAUUAUGGUCAGUAUAUAUCUCUUAAAGCUUUUGCUUUGGAGCGAUAUUUUACAGGAGAAUGAUUCUCCAAACCCAUUUUUUUUCUGUUGAAAUUAGUGGAGGGGUCGUAUCCACUACCAUUUAUGCUAUAUUGGUUUCUGUUUUAUGAACAUGUAUCAUAGUCAAGGCCUGGAACUACUAUCUCAGUUUUGUGGAACUCACUUUUCUCUGAAAAUUUACAAAUGGAAGUUCACAGUGCCUGCAAAAGUUUCAUA